This is a messenger RNA of Macrosiphum euphorbiae (potato aphid), 777 nucleotides long. NCBI's taxonomy places the organism in Eukaryota, Metazoa, Arthropoda, Insecta, Hemiptera, Aphididae. The record is from the annotation of a GenBank genome assembly.
AUGUCUAUAUACGAUAUACCUGGUAUUAUUAAGCAAGCAUUACCACUCGCUGCUACUCCGACUAAUAUUUCAUCCGGUUUUUCUGUCAGUGGAAUUUAUCCAUUUAAUCCGGAUAUUUUCACUGAAGUUGAUUUUAUGCCAGGUUAUGCUACAGAUAGACCUGAAGUAUUAAUUGAAGAACCAAAUCAACAAGAUUGCAUUGAUUUACCGCCUGAUAUUUCAAAUAAUUUUACUAACAAUCAACUAUUAAUAGAAGAACCAGUUGCGUCCACUUCAAAUAAUUCUACUAACAAUCUACCAGAAACAGAAGAGCCAGUUGCGUCAACUUCAAAUAAUUUUACAAGUAGCCCUUUACCUGCCAAUCUAAACACAUUAUCACCUAUUAUAACACCAGAAUAUAUUAGACCAUUACCAAAAGCACCACAAAGAAAAGCAGGUAGAACAAAUCCUAGGAAACGUCACACAGCUAUACUAACAGAUACACCCGAGAAAGAAAAAUUAGAAAAACAAAAACAGGAAAGACAGGCGAAAAAAUCAAGUGCAAGUAAAAAGCGACAGUCAAAAACAAUAAAGUUGGCGAAAAAAAAGUUAAUUUUAAAUGACGACGAAGAAGACGAUACAAUGUGUUUAGUUUGUUGUGAGUUAUUUUCGUCCAGUCGCCCCAAAGAAAAAUGGGUUCAAUGCGUUAAAUGCAAAAAUUGGUCUCACGAAGCAUGCACCAGUCAAGGAGAUCGAUAUAUUUGUCAACACUGUGACUCAGAUGACGACAUAGAUUAG